This is a messenger RNA of Rhodotorula graminis WP1, 3484 nucleotides long. RefSeq lists its product as uncharacterized. The transcript is spliced from 18 exons. Lineage: Eukaryota; Fungi; Basidiomycota; Microbotryomycetes; Sporidiobolales; Sporidiobolaceae. The coding region runs from base 1 to 3447 and encodes 1148 amino acids. Gene Ontology annotation, molecular function: GTPase activator activity; beta-tubulin binding. The record is from RefSeq and is a predicted model, not a curated record. Gene Ontology annotation, biological process: tubulin complex assembly; post-chaperonin tubulin folding pathway; microtubule cytoskeleton organization.
AUGGCCCCAGACGAGCCAGAUCAGCCGCUCGGUACCUCGUUCAGCCGCACUCAAGCCUUUCUCGCCGGCGCACAACAGCUCACCGCCGUCGACUUUGACCUCGACCCGUCCGCCGACGUCGACCACGGCGAGACCAAGACGCUCGCGUCCCUGUGCGCCAUGCUCGACGAGUACCAGGAGCAGUCGUACCUCCUCGACCCGGUCCUCGAAUCCCUCGUCGCCCCCCUCCUGUCGACCCUGCGCGCCCAGGUGCGCCGCCCGUCGUGCAAAUUUGCCGGCAAGCGCCUCGCGAGGCUCGCCCGCCUCGUCUACUUUGUCACAAAGGUCCGCGGCGCAAAGACGAUCGUCCGCUUCUUCCCACACGAGGUGUCGGACCUGUCGCUCCUCGUCUCGCUCCUGUCGCCGCCGAUCUCGUCCACCACCUUCUCAACGCCCUCGACCUCGACUUCUACCCAGCCAGCGCCCAGCACCCUCUCGUCGACCGCGCCGUGGGAGCUCCGCUACGCCCUCCUCCUGUGGCUCAGCGUCUGCAUCCGCCUCCCGUUCGCGCUCGCGCUCGUCGCGCCGGGCACGGCCGACCGCAUCGAGCGCCUCGGGCGGCACUGGGUCGAGCGCAGUGGGCGAGAGGGCGAGGGCGCGGUCGAGGUCCUCGGGAGGUACUUUGCGAGGGCCGACGCCGACUUGGGGAGGCUUGUUGGGCGGUGUGAGGAGGCGCUUGGGGACCCGGACGGUCAGUUGUUGGGCCUCUCGCUCCUCUCGUCCCUCCUCCUCGUCCUCUCGACCGCCUCGCCGUCGCACAUCGCGCCGCACUUCCCGCGCCUGUACGCCCUCGUCGCGCUCCUUCCCGCUCCGGCCGACGGCGCGCGAACGGGCGCCGGCGCGGCGAAAGCGCGCGCCAAACUCGCGGGCAGGCUCGCGCUGCUGAGGGUCCAGGCGGCGCGGGACGAGCAGCAAGUGGCAGAGGGGCAGGGCGACGAGUGGGACGUGCCGCAGGAAGUCGAGGUCAUUGUCGGGGAGCUCAUCGAGGGGCUCGCGCACCCUGACUCGAUCCCGCGCUACUCGGCGGCCAAGUACCUCGCGCGCCUCGCGCUCGUCCUCCCCGCGGCCCUCACGGCCCAGGUCGUCGACGCCGUCCUGUCGGCGCUCGACGAGGCCCUGUCGCCUGAGGCGCGCCUCGGCGGCGCCGCGAGCGAGGGACGCGCCCAGGGGGCGUGCCUCGCGGUUGGCGAGAUGGCGCGCAGGGGGGCGCUGAACCGCGUCGAGGGGCAGGGCGAGGUCGUGGGGCGGGUCGUCGAGUGCACGAUGCAGGCCCUCGCGUACGACCACCUGACGGCGCUGCACCCGAUCGGCUCGUCGGUGCGCGACUCGGCGUCGUACGUCCUGUGGUCCCUGUCGCGCACCCUCCCGGCGUCGUCCCUCUCGCCCGCCCAGGCCCAGCGCCUCGCAGAGUGCCUCUUGUGCACGGCGUGCCUCGACAGGGAGGUGAGCGUCAGGAGGGCCGCGAGCGCGGCGUGGCAGGAGGCGGUCGGGCGAUGGGGCAUCUUCCCGCACGGCAUCGACAUCCUGCGCCAGGUCGACUUCUUCACCGUCUCGGUCCGGCACCGCGCCUUUCUUCAAGCCGCCGUCGCCGUCGCCUCAUUCGACCCGUACCGCGAGGCCAUCGUCGAGCACCUCGUCGGGCGACAAGGCGGGACCGGCGUCGCGCACUACGACGCCGACAUCCGGGUCCUCGCCGCACAAGCGCUCGGCAAGGUCGUCGCGGCCGAGAGUGGGCGGCGAGAGCUCGCGAGAGCGCUCGUCGAGGAGCAGAUCGACAAGCUCGCGAGGACCAAGGACGUCGCGAUGCUGCACGGCGUGCUGCUCUCGCUGGCGGCGCUGUCGGGCGCGCUCGACGAGGUGCACGAGGAGUACCGCGUCGAGCUCCGUCACAAGGUGUUCGUCGCCGUCUGCAACCUCCAUCCCUCGACCCGCUCCCUCGCGCGCAACCACCUCGUCCUCUCGGCCGCCCUGUCUACCCUCGCCAGCUCCGCUCCUCCACCUCGUUCCUCCUCUCGCACCUCAUCCUCUCCGCCUUCUUCCUGCACGACGCCUUUGCCGCCCAACUGGGGCGACGUCGUCCGGCUCGCGUGCGACCGCAGCGAGGAGUCCGUGCACGCCGCCGCCGGCGACGCACUACGGGCUCUUUCCCGGGCCGUCGACUGCACGGCCGACAUCGACAAGCUCCUCGCCGACCUCGACUCGCGCAGCGGCUCGCGCCAGCAAGCUGCGGCGCUCCUCGUCGGUCGCGCGUCGUACGGCCCUGCGCUCGCGCACGGCGAGCGGCUCGGCGUCGUCGUUCGGCGGCUCGGGCGGUUCGUGCGCCGCGAGGGCGAGGGCGAGGGACGGGCGGUGACGGUCGAGGCGAGGCGGAACGGGGUCGAGGCGCUCGCGAGGGUGCUCGGCGAGCAUGGGCGGGCUCUUGACGAGGCCGAGCCUUUCCCUCCUCCCCUCGACCCUCGACACCCUCUGCUCGGCUUGACCGACUACACGACCGACCAACGCGGCGACGUCGGCUCGUGGGGCGUCGUCGACCGGGCCGUCGCGGGCAUGGCCAAGCUCGGGGUCGAGCGGCUCGACGGCGUGAGGGAGGCGGCGGGCAGGGCCCUCAUGGAGGUGUGGGGGAGCGACGGCGCGGGGAGCGGGGCUGGGACGGGCGCGGCGGGCUUGAUGAGGGCGAGCGAGGUCUGGGAGGGAAUCGCGAGCGAGGAGCGGUGGAACUGGCGGGACCUCGCGUGGGCGUCCGAGCGGCUCCUGCCGCUGUUGAGCGUGCCCGAGUACCGCGACGACGUGCUCGAGGGCGCCAUCUUGUCGAACACGGCCUACUCGUCCUCGACGCCGCUCCUCGACUUUGCCCUCCUCCUUCCGUCUUGUCCCACUCCUGACGACACCUCACUCUACACUCUCUCGUCGUUCCUCUCGUCCCUGUACGCGCUCGGCAAAGCCGACCUUUCGUCGAACCGGCUCUUCGUCCCCUUUCUCUCGCUCGUCGCCUCGCUCGCCGAGACGGGCGCGCUCGACGACCUCGCCCUCGACAGCGACGACGGGUCGUCAGCCGGGCCCAGGACGCUCCGCAACUUGCUCGGACUCGCCUGCAGCGGCGUCGGGCGCGUCAAGAACCCGGCGAGGCUCGGCGCGGCGGCAAAAGUUGCGACCGCCUUUCUUGCGCUCCCGGCGCCGGUCGCUCGGGCCGCCGCACCUCGACUCGCCCUCUUCCUCGCGCACCCUCAGCCCUGGCUGCGACAGCAGACGGCCGACGACCUGUUUGGCGCCCUGAGCGCACUUGGCCUCGUCGAGGAGGGAGGCGAGCUCGAGCGGCUCUUGACCGACACGGCGUGGACGGCCAACGACGUGCAGGCGCCCGCAGAGCACGUCUCGCAGCUCGUCCUCUCGCUCAUCGAGGCCCGAUAGAUCUAGAAACGGACCUGCACUGCAUUGCGAAGUUGCG